Molecule: messenger RNA, 10555 nt
Organism: Daktulosphaira vitifoliae (grape phylloxera)
Lineage: Eukaryota; Metazoa; Arthropoda; Insecta; Hemiptera; Phylloxeridae
Product: dynein axonemal heavy chain 10-like
Exons: 45
Coding region: 50-10555 (3501 amino acids)
Biological process (GO): microtubule-based movement
Cellular component (GO): dynein complex
Molecular function (GO): dynein intermediate chain binding; ATP binding; minus-end-directed microtubule motor activity
Source: RefSeq, a predicted model, not a curated record
UGAACACAAAUUUCAAGACUACUUACGACUUAGGAAACAUUUUUCGAUUAUGAAUUCUUUAAAAAAAAUUAAUUGUAUUCAAUUAAAUUUAACACCAGUUAUAAAUCAUAUGCAAAUUUAUAUAAAUGAAUCAAUGAAAACAUAUGCAGAUGAACUUAUAUGUAUUACAAAACAAUUGGUGUAUGAUCAAAGUAUUGUAAUAAAUGAAUUAAAAAAAAUGGUUGACUUUGAUAUAGUAAAAAGUCAAAAAGACUUUGAAAAUUUACUCAAUGGUUUAAAAAAAACGAGAAAAGAUUGUACUAAUAUUGAGCACUGUUUUCAUAAUAUCAACUACUAUUUAUACAUCUUGGAGCAGGCUAAAAUGACCAUGCCUUCUGAGGAUUUAUCAAUUAUUGCACAAUUGCAAGAUGAUUGGAUAAUAUUACAAAAUAAUGUAGCAGAUAAGUGUAAAUAUUUAGACCAAGUCAAAAUUAUAUGGUCAUACGCAAUUGCAAUAAAAAUUAGAUCAUUUUUCAAGGAUCUUGAACAAUUUAUACAUAGUUAUAAAGAAUACUGUUUACAACGUUCAAAAGAUGAUUUAAAUUUUGAAAUACUAUUAAUUGAAGAACAUAACAAUGCAUUUGCAUAUUUCAUGGAACGAAAACAAGCAUUAACCGAAGCUGAAGAAAUAUAUAGUUUAAAUUUGUUACAGACUGAACAUUUUGAUAACCUAUAUAAUGAAUUCCAAAACAUUAAAAUUGUAUGUAAUUUAUACAAAAAACAAAAAUAUGAUAUUGAAAAAUGGUCAAAAUUACCAUGGACAAAAAUUGACAUAGAUUUUGUAAGAGAGAUUUUUGGAGCACUUAUGCUGCAAUUCAAAAGAUUACCCACAUUAAUUCGAAAUACACAACCUGCUUUUAUAUUAAAAAGAUAUUUAUCAGAAUUGAGACAAAGUAUUCCUAUUUUUUUGAAACUGAAAUCCAAAGACUUAAAACCAAGACAUUGGAAAGAAAUGUUAGAAACGAUAGAUUUAAAUACAAAUUGUUCAGAAGAUGUAUUGAGUUUUGGUACAAUAAUGAAAAUGCAAGUUGUUAAAAAUAAAAACGUAAUUUUACGCGUUCUAGAAAAAGCAACCAAUGAGAGUGACAUAGAAAAUCAAUUAAAAAUUAUAAAAAUAAGAUGGAAUACUAUAAAUUUAAAAAUAGAACAAAGUACUACAUUAUCAAAAAUAGAUUAUCAUUUGCAAGAAGUUGAAGAUAUUUUACAAUUGUUAGAAAAUGAUCAAAUUAUAAUAAGUAAAAUAAUGAACAAUAAUGCUGUAGAGCCUUUUCUAAUAACUGUCGAAAAUUCUCGAAAAAAAUUGUCAACAAUAAAUGAAGUUCUUAAUAAAUGGUGGUCACUACAACAAAAAUUGAUUUCUUUAGCCGAAAUCUAUUUGAAUAAGGAAUUAAAAACCAAUUUCACGGAAGAAGUAAAUCAAGUUAAGGAUUUUCUUAAACUAUACAGAAAUGUAAUGAUUUAUGCGUAUUCAAAAAAAAGAGUUAAUGAACUAUGUUUUAACACUGAUAUCUCAAACCAAAUUUUAUGGUUGGAAGAAAAUAUAGGAUUUAGCAAGAAAACUUUGAAAAAAUUUGCAUUAGAUAAAAGAAACUUAUGUCCGAGAUUUUAUUUUUUAUCUGAUGACAAAUUACUGCAAAUUUAUGGAAGCCUCAAUCCUUUUGAUGCACAAGAAAUUAUUAUUCAAGUGUUUAAUAAUAUAAAAUGUUUCUUGUUUCAAAAUCACGAUGAAACCUUUACAAUUACGGCAAUCAAGUCUUGUGAAGAUGAAAUACUGACUUUAAAAAAUGUUAUAGCUGUACAAAAUUCUGUAGAUCAUUGGUUACCUAUAUUAAUUAAUGAAAUACACAAAACGCAUCAUUUCUUGGUUAAAAAUGCUAUUUUUGAAUUAGGAACAAUUUUUAAUUCUAAUGAGUUUGGCUGGAUUAAAAAAUUUCAAGGCUCAGUUUGUUUAGUUGCGGAUUAUGUAUGGUGGACAAUCGAAGUACAAAACACUUUCCGAAAAAUUCAAUUAGGAGAAAAAUUAAGUAUGAGAAAAUAUUUAAAUCAACUAAAAGGUAGAUUAAAAGAAAUUGGUAUUGCACUCAAUGAUCAAAUAAUUGAAAGUGAUAGGAAAAAAUUAAAUUCCUUAUUAUUAUCUUUUGUUCACCAAAAAGAUACAAUAGAAUUUUUCGUGAACAACAAUAUUACAAGUAUCAGUGAUUUCGAAUGGGAUUGUACAUUAAAAUAUUAUUGGUUGAAAUCUGAAAAUAAUUUAUUCUUCUCUCAAUGUUCAGAGUAUUUUCAAUUUGGUCACGAGUACAUGGGAUCGAAUAGAAAUUUAUUAAUUACGCCAUUAACUAAUCGAAUAUAUUUAACUUUUACUCAGGCUUUAAAAAUGAAUGUAGGAGGCGCGCUUAUUGGUAAUUCUGGAACUGGGAAAUUGCAAACAAUAUUAACAAUGUCCAAAUUAUUUGGACAACUAUGCAAAGUUAUAACAUGUAGUGAUCAAUUAAACCAUGAAAUAUUUGAACAAUUUUUAAUUGGGAUUUGCAAAAGUAAAGUUUGGGGUUUAUUUCAAAAUUUUAACAAAAUAAACCAAAAAACAGUAUGUAUUUUAUCAACUUUAUUUUCAUCUCUGAAGUGUCAGUUAUUGACAAACGAAAAUAUAUCAAAAGGAUGUAGUCCAAUUAUAAAUUUAAAUUGUGGAAUUUUCUUAACGAUGAAUAUUGAAAAACCUAAUAAAAAUUCAACAAAAAUUGAUGAAAUAAUAAAAAACAAUUUUCGACCGGCUUCUUUAAUAGUACCUGAUUUUCAGCAAAUAUGUUUAACAAUGCUAUACUCCGUAGGACUUCUUAAAGCAAAAGUUUUGUCCAAAAAAAUUACAUUAUUGUACAAAUUAUGCAAAGCACAACUUUCUACACCUUUCAACUUUAUCUUUAAUUUAAGAUCUUUAAAAGCGCUUAUCUCUUUCAUAAGCAAUAUCAAUAAUGAUCAUUCUGACUUUAAAGAAAAAGAUAUAGUUGCAAAAGCGUUAAAAGAUUUUUAUUUACCCCAAUUAAAUGAAAAUGAUAAACAAUUAUUCCUAUCAUUUUUAUCGGACUUAUUUCCGAAAAAUCAACAUUUCACUACCAAUAACCUUAGUUUAAAAGUAUCUAUCGAAAAAAUAAUUGCUCAAGGCAAUUAUAAGAAAAUUGAUAAUCAAAUUGAAAAAAUUAUUGACUCGUUAAAUGUAAUUAAAUAUCGAAAUUCCCUGGCAUUAAUUGGGCCUACAUGCGGAGGCAAAUCUACUAUACUUAAAAUUAUAUGUGAAGCAUUGAGCGACAUUGAAAAAGUUAUCCAAUUAACAACCAUUCAUCCCAAUGCUUUCACCAUAUCAGAACUUUAUGGAUACAUAGAUACAAUAACAAGAGAUUGGAAAGAUGGAUUACUUACAUAUAUUUUCAGAAAAAUUAAUCAACCAAUUAUACGUAAUAAUAUAUUUGAUCACUUUAUAUUAUUUGAUGGCAGUUUAGAUUUGUUAUGGAUUCAUGAACUAAAUUCUGUGAUAGAUGAUAAUAAAACAUUAAUAUUAAACAACGGUGAACAAAUUAGGAUCAGACCACAGUGUAAGCUUUUAUUUGAGGUUGGUAAUUUGAAUUACUCGACUCCAUCUACGAUUUCUCGAAUGAGUUUAAUUUUUAUUGAUCCAAAUGACCUCGGAUAUGAACCGUAUUGGGAUUGUUGGCUGAAAUCGAAAAAUCUAAUGGAGCAAACAGCUAUGGAUCAAUGUUUUCAUAAAUAUGUCCCAGAGUUAUUAAAAUUGAUUUUCGGUGAAAAAUGUACCAAUGCAUGUACAGGAGUGUUGAGUAUGGCAGUUCAUCAAACAAAAUUGAAUCUAGUGACUCAAUUAUGCUUUAUUUUGGAUGUAAUGCUACCUUUAGUUUCAUCAAACAAUAAAUCUACAAAAACUAGUUUUGAAAAAAGAAUGUCAUUAAUUGAAGACUCGUCGUCUACUCCCUUACAUUCAAUGGCAACAUUUAUUGCUGGUGUAGAUAUGCUAGAAGCUGUAUUUAUACAAGCAUUAUAUUUAUCGCUUGGAGCUUCGCUCGCAGAUGAUUCAUCUCAAUAUGCUUUCGAUGCAUCUGUAAAAAAAUUGACUGGUUUUCCAUUAUUUUCAAUAAAUGAAGACCAGUCAAAAUUAAUAAACUUAAAAUACAUACCAUGUGGUGAAUGCACAUGGUAUGACUAUUAUUUAGACUUCAAUAAAUUAGAGUGGAUAUCUUGGGAAAAAGUAGUUCCUGUUUACAGUCAUAAGUUAAAUUUUAAAUUUAAUGAAAUUCUUAUCCCAACGGUGUCCACAACAAAAUUUAUAUGGCUACUUCAGCUAAUAAAUGAAUUCCAUUUUAGAAGUGUUUCUUUCAAAAAGGUAAAGCGCCCUACAAUUUUAGUUGGGAGAAUGGGUUCUGGGAAAUCUGCUUUAUUGCAAUAUUUUCUGUAUGGCUUAAGUUCACUAAAUUUUAUGAAAAGAACUUUAAACUUCUCUACUAAAACGUCUUCAAUAGAAGUGCAGAAUAGCUUAAAAACAAAUUUAGAACAACGUUCUCAAAAUGUCUUAGGCCCUCCUGUUGGAAAACGAUUAGUUUACUUUAUUGAUGAUUUAAAUUUACCACAUGCAGACGAAUUGGGUACACAAACACCUAUAGCUUUCUUAAAAAGUAUAUUCGAUAAACAAGGAAUCUACGAUCAGGAAAACUAUUUUAGAUGGAAUGAACUUGUCGACAUUUGUUUCUUUGCAGCAAUGGGCUAUUCUGGAGGAAGUCGGAAUAUUUUAGAUCCACGAUUUUUAUCGCUUUGCUCAAUAUUUAAUUUACCAUCAUCGUCAGAUGAUACUAUAAAACAUAUUUUUCAUACCAUUUUGUCAAUACACGUUGAAAAUUUUACUGAAGAUGUACGAAAUGCUGUUAAAAAUAUAAUUAACAUGACAAUUGGUUUAUACAACGUUGUACUAGAAAAACUUCAUCCUACACCAGAAAGAUAUUUGUAUUUAUUUAACAUAAACCAUAUAAGUCAAAUUAUUCACGGAAUGACUCGCAUAUCACCCGAAGUAUUCACUACAAUAGAAUUGUUUGUUCGAGUUUGGCGAAAUGAAAUUACUAGAGUAAUGUGUGAUCGAUUAAUAAAUCAACAGGAUAAAGACAUUUUUGAUUUCCACUUAAAACAAGAAUUGAAACUGUAUUUUCCACAACAAUUAGAUUACGUACUCCGUGAUCCACUUUUAUUUGGAGAUUGCAGAAAUGCUGUAGAUUCAAAAGAUAACUCAAGAAAAUAUGAAGAUUUAAUUGAUUAUGAUUCGGUUUAUCAUUUGUUUCAAGAGAUAUUGACGAAAUAUAAUACAACUUAUGGUUUAUUAGAUAUGAUCUUAUUUAAUAAUUCCUUAGACCAUAUUAUUAGGAUUCACCGUGUAUUAAGGAUGAAUAAAGGACAUGUAAUAUUAAUUGGACCUAGCGGAAAUGGAAAAAGUUCAUUAUCUAAAUUAUCAUCAUAUACAUCAGGUUAUACUAUGUUUUUUUAUAAAUGUCAUAAAACAGAUGAUAGUAAAACAUUUGAACAACAUUUUAAAGAAACUUUACAUCAAAUUUUUUGUGAAGCUGGAAUUAAAAAUCAACCAACAAUUCUUAUACUUGAUGAUAUAGAAAUAAUUGAAGAAAAUAUUUUAGAGUUCAUAAAUAAUAUUUUAAUAACUGGAUUUGUACCAUCAUUGUACUCUGAUAAAGAAAAGAAAAAAAAAAUAACUGAAGAAUUGAAAAAGAAGUUUGACAAUUCUCAUCCAAAUUUUAACGCAAAUAGUUACUGGGACUUUUUUUUAACUAACUGUUAUAACAACCUUCAUUUAAUAUUGCUUAUGGAACCAGGAUCAAACUUAAAAUUACAUUUUAGAAAUUUUCCUGGGCUUUUAAAUAAAACUUACAUAAAUUGGAUUCAUGAUUGGCCUGUACAAGCAUUAAAGGCAGUAGCAGAAAGAAUUGUAGCUUAUGAAAAUAUUGUACCGGAUAAAUAUAUUUGUAGUAUUUUAAAACAAAGUAUUUAUACGCAUCAAUCAGCAGAUAACUAUGCUAAGUUAUUUAAUAAAGAAACAUCAAAGAAAAUUCGUUUUUCUCUAAAACACUUGAUAGAUUUUAUGACUAUAUUUAAGGAUUUAACUAAAAAAAGAUCAGCUUUUCUAUGUACUAAGGUUUAUCAAAUAUCACUGGGUUUAAAAAAUAUUGAACAUAUUUCACAAGAAGUUAUCAAACUAAAUGAAAUUAUUCUUCAUCAAAAAGAAAAAAUUUCUCAACAAAACCUAGAGUGUUCAUUUUUAAACGAAGAAAUUAUGAAAACUUGCAUACUUAUUGAAAAUCAAAAAAAAAAUUUAUUUGAUUGUAAAAAAGAACUACAAUGUAAAACUGACAUAAUUAAAACUAAUCUACAGCAACUAUUCGAGUUAGAUCAAAAAAUGAUGCCAAUUUUAAAUAAUUUUAAAACAUCGUUAAAUGAUCUAAAAUCAGAAAACUUUGAAGAAAUUAAACUAAUAGAUACACCUUCCGAGUCUUUGAUAGAGUUAUGCGAAUGCAUUGCUAUUAUUAAAAGCUAUGAAGAUUUUAAUACACGGAAAACAUUAAGUGAUAUGGUUGGAGAGCCGGGAUUUUUAGAAAGUUUAUGUUCAUUAGAUUUUGAUCAAAUUAGUCAUAGACAACGAAUUCAAUUACAAGAUAAAAUGAAAAUUAUUAAUAAAAAUAUAACUACACGCGAUAUUAGUACACUUGAAAAUAGUUUAUUUAGAUUUAUUAAAUCAAUUGAAGAAGCAUGCUUCAUUCGUCAAAAAAUGAUUUCAUUAAAAUCUAAAAUUAAAAAAUUGGAAGAAGACUUCGAUGAAAAUAAGCAAAUUGCAAAAACUGAGGAUGAUAAGUUGAAUAAUUUUCAAAAUAAAUUACUCAACCUCCAAGAACAUUUAGAAAAAUAUUUGAAUGAAAUAAAAAACUUAAAAUAUGAAAAUGUAUCUUUAGAAAAAAAGUUUAAUAUUGCAAAAAAACUUUUGGAAGAAUUAAAUUUAAAAACUGACAGAUAUAUUUUGGAUCAAAAUAAAUAUGAAUUAAUGAAGGAAGAAACAAUUGGCAACUCAUUAAUUUGUGCUUCAUUUCUUAUAUAUGCUGGUCCUUUUUCCUUAAAAUAUCGCACUAACAUGAUAUAUAAUGAUUGGAUUAACAAUGCCCUUCGUUUAAAGAUACCAUUAGAUAUAAACCUUAAAAUAGAAAAUGAACUCGCAAGUGACGUUGAAAUAGCAAAUUGGACUCUAAAUGGUUUACAAUCAAACGAAUACUUCACUCAAAAUGCUAUAAUUAUUACUCAAUGUUUUCGAUAUCCAUUAUGUAUAGAUCCACAAAAUCUAAUCACUAAUUGGAUAGCAAAUCAUGAAAAAAAAAACUCUUUAAUGUUAGUCUCCUUUAUUGACUGUGAUUAUUUGAAUAACUUAAAAAAAGCUAUUCAAAAUGGUUUACCUAUCAUUUUCACUGAUUUUGAAAACAUCGACAUAGAUAUCAAAAAUAUAUUAAAUAAAAACAUAAAAUCGAAUUCAAAUAAUUGUUUAUAUAUAGAAGUCAAUGAUGAGCAUUUAGAAUAUAACGAACAGUUUAGAUUAUAUCUAAUGACAAAAUUGACUGAUCAGCAAUUUUCAUCAAAUGUUUAUUCAUUAACGACUGUUGUAAAUUGUUCCAUUACUCAGAAAGGAAUGGAAGAUUAUUUUCUUGAUAUAAUACUUAAAAACGAAAAUAAUGAAUAUGUAGAAAAAAUGAAGAAAACUUUAUCUAAAGAUUAUGAAUGUCGAAAAUAUCUUCAAGAACUUGAAAAUACUUACUUAGAAAAAAUAAUGAGUUAUGAAAGUUCUUUUAUUGAUAAUUCUCAUUUUGUUGAUGAAUUAAAAAAUAUUAAAUCACAAUUAAAUUUGUAUUGUUCUGAAAAGGAAUUAGUUUUUAAAGCUAAAUCUGAAAAUGAAAAAUUAAGAACACUGUAUAAAACUAUUUCUGAACUCUGUGCUUUAUACUACAAAAUCCUGUAUGAUUUAAGAAAUGUGGACACAUUAUAUCAAUUCUCAUUACAAUUCUAUGAACAAUUAUUAAUAAGGUCUAUAAAAUUAGCACCACAAGACAAAAUAUUAUCCGAGAGGAUAUUUAAUAUACUUCAACAACUAACUAAUUAUUUAUUAGAAUUCAGUUGCUUUAGUAUUUUUGAAAAACACAAAUUAUUGUUUUUGUUUGAAAUGUCUUGCAUUACAGAAAAAUAUUAUGGAAAUCUAUCUGAUUCAGAGAUAAUAUUUUUCAUAAAAGGAAGUUUAGGUUCUCUAAAUGUUAAUUUGAAAAAUCCUACUUCAUGGUUACCGAAUAAAUGUUGGCAAAACUUAGUCAAGCUAAGUUUAUGUUUAAGCAACUUUUCUAAUUUAACUGAACAUUUUCAGAAAAAUACAAAGGAAUGGAAAGAGUGGUAUUAUUUAGAGUAUCCAGAAGAUUUAAACACUACACCCAUUAAAAUAAACAAGUACUUUGAUAUGUUACUUCUUCUAAGAUGUUUUCGAACUGAUCGAUUAUAUCAAGGAGUAAAAAAUUAUGUCCAUAAAGUAAUCAAUACAAAUAAUCAUAAUAUUAUGAAUAUUGGUAAUAAAUGUUUUGAAUUGCUGCAAAAUAAAUUUUCAAAUUUUUCAUCUUGUGUGUUGGUUUUGAACUACAAAUCAGACUGUUUACCAAUCUUACUUGAAUUAGCCAAGAAGAAUAGCAAAGACAAUUUUACAUAUGAUGUAUUAACAUCGGCAGUUUCUGAAGAAUCUGUAAUCUUCACAUCAUUGAAUUCUGCCAUGGACAAAGGAAAUUGGUUAAUUUUACAGAAUUUUAAUUUCACGAAAUCAUUUAUUUUGAAAAUACAAUAUAUUUUAUAUGAAAAAAAUCAGCCUUGUCAUCCAAAUUUUAAAUUAUGGGUUUUACUAGAACCUUUAUCGAUUAUUCAAUAUCCAUCAACGUUUCUUCUUAGAUCAUUAAAAGUUAUAAUAGAACCACCAAAAAGUACCAAAACCAUCUUAAUGAAUGCGUUAAAAACAGUUGAUUUAAGCGAUUUAGAAUACCAAUCACGACAUCCUUGUUAUAGAUCAUUAUUGUUUGCGUUAUUAUUUCUUCAUGGAAUAUUAUUGGAACGUAAAAAAUAUAAUAAAAUUGGGUGGAAUGUCUCAUACAGUUUUGAUUUUUUAGACAUUAAAAUGUGUCAACAAAUAUUAGAUAUGUAUUUAAGUAAUACAUAUUUAGAUGAAAUACCUUGGAUCAAAAUAAAAACAUUAAUUGGAGAAAUUGUUUAUGGUGGAAAAAUAGUAAACAAUUAUGAUAAUCGAGUGUUAUUAACAUACAUUGAAGAAUAUUUAGGAGAAUUUAUUUAUAGUACUUAUCAACCAUUCAGUUUUUUCAAAUGUGACAAUAAGAGUAAAACUUCACAAUAUCACAGAAUGGAACGAUUGUUACUUCAGAAUAAAAAUAUUAAUUUAUUUGAUAUAGUUGACAAAAUUCCAACAACAAUUAAUCCAGAUACUUGUGGGUUACAUCCAAAUGCUAUGUACGUCUAUAAUAAUGAACAAAUCGCAUACAUCUGGAGAAAUAUGAUGAAACUGUAUCCAAAUAUUUCAACUGUUAAAAAUGAUAAUAAUUAUUGGUGUGAAGUUGUAAAUUACAAAAAGGAAAAAAUUUUUAAUUCGUUACCUUCAUUAUAUGAUAUGAAUAAAGUUCGCAGUUUUUAUGAAAAUAAAAAAAAUAAUCCAAGUAUUAUAGUUUUAUUUCAAGAACUCCAACAUUUUAAUAUUUUAUUGGAAACUAUUAGAAACGGCUUAACAAAGUUACAAAUGGUAUUUUUAGGAAAGUUGGAAAUGGAUUCCGAAUUGGAAGACGUUUACUCGUGUUUAUAUUUAGAUCUUAUUCCAAAGUCGUGGAAACGCAUAUCAUCACUAGCUAUUAAAUCACUGUCACGUUUUUUGGAUCACAUAAACCAACGAAAUUUACAAUAUUCUACUUGGAGUCAAAUAAGUGAGCCUCUAGUUAUAUGGUUAUCAGGAUUACAUUCGCCAAAAUCUUAUCUUACAUCAUUAAUGCAAAUAGCUUGCAGAAAUUAUUCCUGGGUACUUGAAAAUUGUACACUUAAAACAGAUGUAACUCAAUGGCUCACUGAUACUGAAGUCUAUCAAAAACCAAUCAUGGGAUGUUAUGUGGUUGGAUUGUACUUAGAAGGUGCACGAUGGGAUGUUGAAAACAAACAUUUAACAGAACCUAGUCCACAUAUUAUGAUCGAAAAUAUGCCAAUAUUAGCUAUAGUUCCAAUAGAAUUUAAUUCAUUAAGAAUUCCGAAAAAUACUAUUAGUGUUCCAGUAUAUUUAACUUCAAAAAGAGAAGGAAACUCAGAGUAUGAUAAUUGCAUAUUUAAAGUUACUUUAAACACAAACAUUCACAAAAAUUUUUGGAUAUUACGGGGAGUUUGCAUUAUUAUGAAUUCUGAAUAA